Centruroides sculpturatus (bark scorpion) is the source of this 1916-nucleotide messenger RNA. RefSeq names its product fibroblast growth factor 16-like. NCBI's taxonomy places the organism in Eukaryota, Metazoa, Arthropoda, Arachnida, Scorpiones, Buthidae. The record is from RefSeq and is a predicted model, not a curated record. Gene Ontology annotation, biological process: regulation of cell migration; positive regulation of gene expression; positive regulation of protein phosphorylation. Gene Ontology annotation, molecular function: growth factor activity; fibroblast growth factor receptor binding. The transcript has 3 exons. Gene Ontology annotation, cellular component: cytoplasm. The coding region runs from base 642 to 1235 and encodes 197 amino acids.
AGUUUUCCAAGAAACAGUUUUUGUCGUUUGUUCGAAAAAAGUCGAAGUAGCAUGACGCGCCGUUUUUACCAUUAUUUGCGAGAAGUUAACAGCGUCAAGACCCGACCAAUGCACACAAGUCUACUCCGUGCAAAACGCUUCGAACACUAUUAAGAAUAAUCAAAUUAUAAAAAAGAUCCAUCCGAAGGAUGCUGGAAACCGCAGGAAGCCAUCACCAAGCUAUUUAAUUAUUACAUUUUAAAAGUAAUCGAAGCGGCCGUAAAGCGUAAGGAAAGGCGAGGGGUCAUCUGGCAGAAAUGACAAUAGAAGGGAGGAGGCAUUUCCAUAUCGUAGAAGACGUUCGUCCUUCCGUCGUCUCUCGGUAGCCAUGGUAACGAGACAGUCGACGUAGCUUCUGCGAUACAUCAAAAUUAAGGGAUAAGGUCGAGGCAAACGGUAAAGUCUGUCCGCCGGAUCGAAACUCGACCAUUAAUAGUGAGAGUUUCGGGAAAGGCACACGACGGCAGAGACACCUCACGAAUGCGGGAGGAGUUUACUCCAGUCGACCAAUCCUAGUGUCUUGGUUGGCCGCUAGCUGACCGCUUUUCGCCCCGUUCGAUCGGUUUGUGGCAUAGCCGACUUGACGGUGUCACUUAAUCGAGAUGCACAUAUUGGCGACGUUGGUCCUCUUCUGCGUGACUGCGUGCGCGCAGGAGAGGAACGCCAGGUACGGACAGCUCUACUGCCAGACCGGAUACCACUUGCAAAUUCUGGAUAACGGGAAAAUUAAUGGCACGCGCGAGAUCCGCAGCAAACACGCUAUGUUAGAGAUGAUGAAACUAUCCAUGAAUAUUUUAGCCAUUCGAGGAAUUGUCAGCGAAAGGUAUCUGUGCAUGAGCAGAAAAGGAAAACUUUACGGUUCUAAAGUAAUGGGAAUGGAAUGUUACUUUCAAGAGAAGAUGUUAAGCAGUUACUACAACGUAUACUCGUCUUAUAAAUACACAAGGAAGAAACGAAAAUGGCUAAUAGGUUUGACUAAAAAGGGGAGAGCCAAACGUGGAAAGAAAGCGAAACAGAACAUAACGCAUUUUUCUUUUCGUUUUAUCGAACCUUCCAAAGAUAUAAUAUUAUAUAACGUGCCAAAAAAGAACUGGCCCAACAUAGACAAAAAUAUAAUACGAAGACAAAGGGCGUCCAGGAGACGACACAAGAAUCGAAAAAGACAUCGAAAAUCAAAAAAACGAGAAGAAAACUAAGGAAAAAAAAGCAUAAAAAUGUGCACAAAAUGACUCUAAAAAGUGGCUCCAUGUUUUGUUUUCCUCCCUCUUAAAAAAAAAAAAAAACGAGAAGUUUCUAACGAAGUAUGUGACGUGUGCGAAAUAUUUACACAGAGAAAAAAAAAAUGGAGGAAACUCUAUAAGUAUUUAUUUAUUUAUUUAUUUAUUAAGGAAGCAACACAAUAUUCUUGAAAAUAAAUAAAUAAAUAUAUAAUUGAGAGGAGCCGAAUUGUUAAAAGGAGCCGAGGAAAAGGACUUUGAAAUCGACUCGUAACUUAUGAAUCGUUCCUUUAUUUUUUUUUUGUUUUUUUGUUUUUAAUUAUUGACUUCGAAUCCAGUGUGUAAGUUAUUUGUAUUUAUUUUUACUAUUUAUGUGGCUGGAUUUAUAGUCGUUGCUAAUUAAUAAUAUACGCGCGGUUAUAUUUCAUCGAUUAUAAUGCAUAAGAUCCUACAGCACAUGUAUAUAUACGUGUAUACAUACGUGUUGAUAUAAGUCUCAGAGUAUAAGAUUCUUUGUAUUUAGGUCACCGUACGUUUUACCAAACGAGCUUUAAACUUUACCAUAGAUUAUCUUUGAAAAUGAAGGAAAAAAAAAGUAAUAAUAAUUAAUGGUAUUUUUGCAAUUUUUAUACGAUAAAAAAAGUAAUAAACACGUGUGUU